Dacryopinax primogenitus is the source of this 201-nucleotide messenger RNA. RefSeq lists its product as uncharacterized. Bases 1 to 201 code for a protein of 66 amino acids. The record is from RefSeq and is a predicted model, not a curated record. The transcript is spliced from 3 exons. Lineage: Eukaryota; Fungi; Basidiomycota; Dacrymycetes; Dacrymycetales; Dacrymycetaceae.
AUGUCCCAGCCCACUGGCAAUCAGCCCCCUUCCUGUGGCUCAGGCUGUUCUAGGGCUAUCCACAUGCACUCCUCCAGCCUUAACGUGGGUUCUCCAGGUUCCCCAGAUUCUGCUUCUACAAAUCUUGCAGCUCCUCAUGGUACACAGCAACCGUUGUCAGUGUCUCCCGGUCAUGCUGUUACCCAAGGUAGUGGGGAAUGA